Messenger RNA from Bombyx mandarina (wild silkworm), 1950 nucleotides. RefSeq lists its product as uncharacterized. The record is from RefSeq and is a predicted model, not a curated record. NCBI's taxonomy places the organism in Eukaryota, Metazoa, Arthropoda, Insecta, Lepidoptera, Bombycidae.
GUCAAACCACUGAAGUCUUUAAAGGUCUAUGAGUCAAACAAAAUCCAUAACGGGAAUCUCCCUAUAAUUCGGGAAACCUUUUCAGCUGUUUAUCAACGGAUAGGGUUUUUGCUACACCUUCUAGAACUUCAGAGGAGUCUGAACCUCGAUCAGGAUGCCUGAAUUAGUGGAGCAGAUGUACUGCUCGGAGCAGAUUGUGAUUCCACCAAAAUUUCCUUACAUCCUGAAAAGAUACUGCAAAGCGGCUAUAAAAACUCAACCCUACGACCUGCUUCGUUGGUCCUACGAGUACUUUAAUGCUCUGGCUCAGCACCGCCCUCCUCCGGUCAAACUGAGGCUUGAGUAUCCCGUGUUCACAACCGAGGGAGGCCUCACACGAGGAUGCUUGAAGGUCCUCUCUAAUCAGUUGUCAACAAUGAACGAACUGUCUCUCAAUGUUGUGGAAACCGCAUGGCAGGGGUUCUGCCUUGAUCCUCAGGAGUUGGCCAGGAUCUUGUGUCUAUGCGAAGUUCAUAAGAGAAAGGAAAGCGUGCCCUAUCUCCAUUUCAUGGCUGUAGCUGGUGGUCUACUUACUAAGAGCCUUACAAACACAAUGGUACUGCUAUGUGAAGCCCUAACGAAGGAACCGGACGGUGCUUCCGCUGCGAUACCGGUUAAAGACUUCAUAUUGAUGUACAAGUUCUUGGCGGCAAUAGAUGCUUCACGCGACGUGAAAUAUUACAACGGAUACAGAGAAGGUCAUGUCCCUGAAUCCGACAUCGAGCCAGAAGAAGAAACACAGAACUUUGAAGAAGAAGAAGAAGAAGACGGUGUCUCAGACGAUUACUGGCCAGAUGAAAAGAACUUACAAAUGUUGCCAUUGAUCAAUGAUAAAGUGUCGCGCACGACGCGAUUGAGCCUGAAGCUAAAUAUGCCGAUAAUUGGGAAAAUCGAACGGUCGCCUUCCGUCGAACGAGCUGAAACGAUUGAGAGGGAAAAUUAUAUGAGAGAGAGAAAAGGUAGACCUGUACCGAAUGAAGAUAUAGAAAAGAAACUGCGCGAAAUGAGCUCUGCGAAGCUUAAUCAAGAUGCGCAGAAGGAAGAUACACAGAAACAGAAGGACACGAUACCAGAAUCAAACGAAUUAAAAGUCAUUGUUAUUGAUGAAGAAGGAAACGAGAUACCAUUCGAGAUAUAUGGGGAGCCAAAUGUAGAACCAAUUGAUUCUGAUGAAGAUAUUGCUGAAGAAAUUCUCGAUGAGCAACCGACAGAGGAAGAACCUAAAGAGAGCGAAAACGAUAAAAUCGCAUUAUUCGUUGCUGAAAGUUAUCAGGCUCGCGAAGAGCGCUUACAAGAUUUGGAAAGAACCUUUGACGAGAUCAAAGCGAUCGUGGCAAGAUUUAAAGCUGCAAAUUAUGAUCUGGGAAUGGUGGCCGGACGCCAAAUGUCGACUACAAGUGGGGAGUUCAUCGUGCAACACGUGGAGAAGGAGAUCAUGGAGUACAUAGAUGAGCAGAUCGCCGUUCUCCCUGAUCCGGACCUCAAGAAAAAGAAGGCUAAACCAGAGGAAGUCGAAAUGCUGCGUGGUCUACUCGAUGCUUUUAUUGAUGAGACCAUGGAGAUCCUGGCUCCCGAAGUCGAAGAAGCGGAGGAAGAGGAACAGCCUGUGCCCGAAGUAAUAGUUGUGUAUGCUGUCCCCGGAAUCGGCGGGCCAGUCGACGAAGCGACCAUCAAUGACUUUAUCGAUUACGCCCUGGACGUUUCCAAAGUCCAGAAUGACCUGUUCAUGCCGAGGAACGUGAGGCAUUUCUUGUGCCCGCCUUUGGAGAAAUUCAAGGACAUGAAGUAUGAUACGAAAUCGGAGAAAGAAGAAAUACCGACUGGUGGAGUUUUCACGGAUUAGAUUUUUAUUGAAUAGAUUUAAAUCAUAAUCAUGUUAUUUGUUUUUUGGUUAGUUGCAUUUAAUGUUUC